AUGGCAGCGGCAACCGUGGACGCAAGUGAGCUGGGAGAGGAUGACCUCGUCUUCGAGCCCACCAUCCAGAAUCUCAUCGACCAGGAAACACUCAAGUACAUCUUUGUCGGUGGCAAGGGCGGCGUCGGCAAAUCAACGUGCAGCUCUUGCAUUGCCAUCCGUCUAGCCGAGGCCGGCCGACGCGUGCUCCUCAUCUCCACCGACCCCGCGCACAACCUCAGCGACGCCUUUAACCAAAAGUUUGGCCCACGGCCCACCAAGGUCGACGGUCUCGAUCGCCUCAGCUGCAUGGAGGUGGACCCCGUGGUCGGCUUUGAAGACCAGCUGGCCCAGCUAGAAGAACAAAAUGCGGAACUUGCCUCCUUCCUCAAGGGUUUUGGCUUCUCCCUGCCCGGCAUUGACGAAGCUACCAGUUUUUCCCAAAUCAUGAAGCUGGUCAAAUCGCUUGAUUUCGAUGUCACCGUCUUCGACACGGCUCCCACCGGACACACCCUGCGUUUGCUUCAAAUGCCCGACUCGCUCAACAAAGCCAUCGAUAAGAUCAUCGGUCUCGACUCCUCCAUGGGUGGCAUGCUCUCCCAGAUGGGCUCUAUGAUGAACGUCGGCUCAGUUCUUGAAAAACUGCAGAGUGCCAAGGCCUCCAUUGAAGAAGUUACACGCAUCUUCAAAAAUCCCGUCCAGAUCUGCCAGGCCCCCGACGCGCAUGAGAUGUGCCACUGA
Monosiga brevicollis MX1 is the source of this 720-nucleotide messenger RNA. RefSeq lists its product as uncharacterized. The record is from RefSeq and is a predicted model, not a curated record. Gene Ontology annotation, biological process: post-translational protein targeting to endoplasmic reticulum membrane. Gene Ontology annotation, molecular function: ATP hydrolysis activity; ATP binding. The transcript has 7 exons. Bases 1 to 720 code for a protein of 239 amino acids. Gene Ontology annotation, cellular component: GET complex. NCBI's taxonomy places the organism in Eukaryota, Choanoflagellata, Craspedida, Salpingoecidae.